Cyclopterus lumpus (lumpfish) is the source of this 1838-nucleotide messenger RNA. It is a transcript of the gene sf3a3, whose product is annotated as splicing factor 3a, subunit 3. NCBI's taxonomy places the organism in Eukaryota, Metazoa, Chordata, Actinopteri, Perciformes, Cyclopteridae. Gene Ontology annotation, molecular function: zinc ion binding; RNA binding. Gene Ontology annotation, cellular component: spliceosomal complex; nucleus. The transcript has 17 exons. The coding region runs from base 138 to 1643 and encodes 501 amino acids. The record is from RefSeq and is a predicted model, not a curated record. Gene Ontology annotation, biological process: mRNA splicing, via spliceosome.
GGACCUUAGCUUUUUCCCGACAUGCGCCAUUGAAAACAAACGUAGCAGAAUCGGCGGCGCGCUGAUACAUUUUCGAUAGCAACGAGUUAGCGUGGAUUGUUUCGUCUUUAAUAAAGUCCGCGACGCGUUAGUGAACAAUGGAGACUAUUCUGGAGCAGCAGCGUCGCUACCACGAAGAGAAAGAGCGGCUAAUGGACUCCAAGACGAAAGAGAUGUUACACAAAAAGUCCACGCUGCGGGAACAGAUUAACUCCGACCACCGAACAAGAGCCAUGUUGGACAGGUAUAUGGAAGUGAGCGGAAAUCUCAGAGACUCAUAUGAAGACAAAGAUGGAAUGAGAAAAGAUGAACUUGCUGCGAUCUCAGGACCCAAUGAGUUUGCAGAGUUCUACAAUAGACUGAAACACAUAAAGGAGUUUCACAGAAAGCACCCGAAUGAGAUCGCCAUUCCCAUGUCUGUAGAGUUCGAGGAGCUGAUGAAGGCCCGAGACAACCCCAGCGAGGAGGCCCAGAACCUGGUGGAGUUUACUGACGAGGAAGGAUACGGCCGCUACCUUGACCUCCACGACUGCUACCUGAAGUACAUCAACCUGAAGGGAGCCGAGAAACUCGAGUAUAUCUCCUACCUGUCUUCAUUCGACCAGCUUUUUGACAUCCCCAAGGAAAGGAAGAAUGCCGAAUACAAAAAGUAUUUAGAGAUGCUGCUGGAGUAUCUGCAGGACUACACUGACCGGGUCAAACCUCUGUUGGACCAGAAUGAGCUCUAUGGAAAAGUGCUGAUAGAAUUUGAAAAGAAAUGGGACAAUGGGACCUUUCCAGGCUGGCCUAAAGAGACGAGCAGUGCUUUGACACACGCUGGAGCUCAUCUGGACCUCUCUGCUUUUUCUUCUUGGGAGGAGUUGGCGUCUUUGGGUUUGGACAGAUUGAAGUCUGCCCUCAUGGCGUUGGGACUGAAAUGUGGAGGGACUCUGGAGGAGAGAGCUCAGAGGCUCUUCAGCACAAAAGGCAAAUCCCUGGAAUCGCUGGACCCGUCCCUGUUUGCCAAGAACCCCAAAGCCAAAGGCCCUAAAAAAGACACGGAGCGUAACAAGGAAAUUUCCUUCCUGGAAGCUCAAGUCUAUGAAUACGUGGAGAUCCUCGGGGAGCAGAGGCAGCUGACUCACGAGAACGUCCAGAGGAAACAGGCCAGGACCGGAGAGGAGCGCGAGGAAGAGGAGGAGGAGCAGCUCAGCGAGAGCGAGAGCGAAGACGAGGACAACGAGAUCAUUUACAACCCCAAGAACCUGCCGCUGGGCUGGGACGGCAAGCCAAUUCCUUACUGGCUCUAUAAACUCCACGGGCUGAACAUCAACUACAACUGCGAGAUCUGCGGAAACUACACUUACAGGGGACCCAAGGCCUUCCAGAGGCACUUUGCGGAAUGGAGGCAUGCUCACGGGAUGCGCUGCCUGGGAAUCCCCAACACCGCUCACUUCGCCAACGUCACACAGAUCGAGGACGCCGUCUCUUUGUGGGCGAAGCUGAAGUCCCAGAAGGCGUCGGAGCGCUGGCAGCCGGACACGGAGGAAGAGUACGAGGACUCGAGCGGCAACGUGGUCAACAAGAAGACCUACGAGGAUCUGAAGAGACAAGGCUUGCUGUAGAUUGAGGAGCGCACGAGUCACGCGGGACAAAAAUGGAACGAAAUCCACAACAAGUAACGAGCGUCCUUUUGAGAUUUGGGAUGUUUUGCAUCACCCACGUUUCUUUUUAUUUGUAAGUAGUAAUGUUGUUUUACAGACUUUGUAACGUCGUAACCAUUGAUCACUAUAAUAAACGGAGUACUUUUUGUCACCGCC